AAGUGAUCUUGUGCGCGUAUAUACGUGUGGUUACAUGUCUGUGUGUUUAUGUGUGUAUUAUGGCCUAAAACUUUAAUUCCUUAUAUCAAUAAUGAGUCGUAAUACUUUUGAAUCUUUCGUACCCAACUUUCCAUACAAUUCUCCUACUCGGCCUUUUUAUUGGCCUUGGCCGUUGAUAACAACACCAGGACAAGAAGCAGCGUCGAUUCCGAGCCUUCAAAACGAAGCUGGAACGCGAAACGAACACAGCCGCUUAUCGAUGUCGUCAAUUAUUGAGAAGAUUCUAUUAUCGAUGCCUGAGUUCAAUUCGAUAUCGAACGGUGUUCAGUCGCUAGAGAUAUUGACAAACAACGGAAUUUCUAUUUCGAGAAAGAUCAUAGAAUUUGAUGGAGAAGCAGUCUUAUGUAGAGUCUGCGGAGAUAAGGCUAGCGGAUUCCAUUAUGGAGUUCACGCCUGUGAAGGAUGUAAGGGCUUCUUUAGACGGUCAAUUCAACAGAAGAUACAAUAUAGACCUUGCUUAAAAAAUCAACAAUGCUUAAUUCAAAGAGUCAACAGGAAUAGAUGUCAAUAUUGCAGAUUAAAAAAAUGCAUUUCCGUUGGAAUGUCAAGAGACGCUGUUCGUUUCGGAAGAGUUCCAAAGAAAGAGAAAGCGAAGAUUAUAGAACAAAUGAAAAAGAUUAAUAAUAUUUCACAGAAAAAUACUAUUGACUUUGUUUUGGAGAACGAAAACGAAAUUGGUUCCUUGAUUAUAAAAGCUCACAAAGAAUUUUGUAAAUUCACUAAAGAUCGAUUUCAAGCUUUUUUUACGGCAGCGUGGAGAGAGCCGAGAUUUGCUUCAUGCGCUCCUUGUUCCGCUUGUCCUCUUAAUCCGCAACCGAAUUCUCUGGACUCUUUUCAAAAUUGGCAGGAACUGGAGAAAACUUUUACUCCAAUCAUAAGAUCUAUAAUAGAUUUUGCUCUUGGAAUUCCUGGUUUCGACCUGCUUUGCAUUGACGACAGGCUAAUUCUAAUAAAAACAGGAGCUAUCGAAUUGUUACUUUGCCAAAUGGCUUGUUUAUUCGAUAGUCAAACAAAUACUAUGAUCUUUACUAAUGGCCAAUUGUACAAAAGGCCCAUAGACGACAACAGUUCUCUUUUGAAUUUUGUCUUUGACUUUGCUGAAAGAUUUAACAGUCUAAAAUUAGAUGAUGAGGAAAUAGCAAUAUUCUGUGCAAGAGUUCUGAUUUCACCUGACAGAGCUGAGCUGAGACACGCAGAUCACGUUGAAAAGAUGUCAGGAAAGAUAGUCAGUUCACUACAUUCUACUAUAAAGUCUAAAAGGUGCGAACCUUUAGAAUUUGUGUCUAAGCUGCUAUCAAAAUUGCACGACUUAAAGACUCUUAAUGCAGUGCAUAGUCAGAAAAUGAAUAAUCCCAAGCCCGUGACUCAAAGUCACUUUUUUAGUCCACCACAGACAUCACCGAAAUUUAAAUUUAACCUAGGAGAACCUGAUUCUUCGAAUUCGCCGGAAGGUGAAGUUCAAAUGAAAUGCCCUAAGAUAGAAGAGGGUCAUGCACCUACUUUUAAUCCAGCUUUACUAGCACCGACUUUGAAUCCAUGCACAAGACCAAUUCUUAAUGAGCCAUUAAAGGAGAAGCUGCUGAGAAAGAUACAUGAUGAUAAAUUACGAUUGGACAAACAGUUUAUCUAUCAGCCAAAUCCGUUUUCGUUUUAUCCCGAUGGUGUUCAGUCGCAUUCCUUGUUUUUACAGUAUUACCAAUGGAGAUUAGCUGCUAUGCAAAUGCAUAUGACAUCUUAUAAUUCAGCUGAUAAUCUUCGAAAAGGGAAUUAACUAGAUAUUUCUUUUCCUUUCUUCCUUUCUUUUUUUCUCUCUUUUCCUUUUCUUGUUUCCAUUUAAACUUUACAUUAAUAAUAGAUGAAAGUGAAGUUAGUAUAAAUAUAAAUAAAUGUUGUAAGUUCUCUGUAAUAGAAAAGUAAUAUAAAAAC
Molecule: messenger RNA, 1986 nt
Organism: Dimorphilus gyrociliatus
Lineage: Eukaryota; Metazoa; Annelida; Polychaeta; Dinophilidae
Source: the annotation of a GenBank genome assembly